This is a messenger RNA of Branchiostoma floridae (Florida lancelet), 1809 nucleotides long. RefSeq lists its product as uncharacterized. The record is from RefSeq and is a predicted model, not a curated record. NCBI's taxonomy places the organism in Eukaryota, Metazoa, Chordata, Leptocardii, Amphioxiformes, Branchiostomatidae. The transcript has 2 exons. Bases 913 to 1425 code for a protein of 170 amino acids.
UGAACAAGGCACUAGUAUGCAACGCUGGUUGCGCCGAAGGCUCUCUUGUUGGCCAAAGUUAUGUUGAAGACUAAUGGUAAUACAUAUAUUUGACUAAUCAGUGAUCAUCAGUUGAUUGUUCAGUGAUCUUGACGUCGCCGAAGUUUGUUGUUACAAACACCUGUUUGCCUACUUCCGGGUUCAAACAUAAUGGUCUCUCAUAGCAGUUUGUUAAGACCAAGACACAAAGCCGUACUCAAGAUAAGAGUCAAGUAUUCUCAUGCUCCUUGGUUGGGGAUUCUUCUUGGAGUGUACGCUACCACACACAUUGCCAAAACUCAUAGGUCAUGAUGUCUUGGAUGAUUGGUCAAAUAGCACUAACAACAAGGGCACAGAAAAUUGCAAUAGACCUAGAUUUCGCAAGGAGUCCUCACAGUUUAUGCAUAGAACGCAUGAGUUACCCUCCCCCUCUGUGAUUGUGUACACUUUUUAAGUCGACCCAUUCUUUGUUAUUGAUUCUACUAACUGUCUUUAGCAGGCCAGGAUGUUUCGUUAGGUAUGAGAUUAGGUAUGAGAUUCCAUGACUCGUGAUAGUCUCAGUCAAUGUCAUGAACAUUAGAACUGCAAUGUGAGACUCAAGGCGGGAAGAAAAACAGGUACGGUACGUGUAGCACACUCUAGUAUCUCAGAUCAGGGUUUUCAGGAGAACUGACGUUUUAUGCUUCCUGGUCCACCGUGUUACGUGAUCUUGAGGACAACGGUAAGCUUGAAGAAAACCUGCCGGGCACAUUGAACAAGUAAGAACGUUGAAUAACCACCCGGGACGAUACUACCGUGACAUGUAACAGAGCAUUCUUGGGGUCACUAAUCUUGGAUACCAACGGUAGACAGCCCAUUCUGUUCAGCGACAGCUAGCUACCUGUGGUAGCAACAAUGUCCACAAUCAUUCAAUGGCGCUGUUUCGCGCCCACAGAGGAAGACGACCAGCGGCUACAGUAUGCUCGCUACGUGAUGAUCGGUGCGGUGAUUGCUAUCGCCAUUGGCCUGGUGCUGUGUAUUACCGUCAACGUAGCAGGGUUGGCUCUGGUCCUGUUGGCACUGGUGGUCAUAUUCGCUGUGAUCAUGCUCAACUGUUAUGUAAGCAUGAAGAAGAGGCAAGAAAGGCUGGACCGGCACCACCGACCACCUGAGGCUGCAGCGGUACAUACUGAUUUGUAUCCCGAGACCACUACUCCCAUCAACACCGGAGAUUCGUGGCUUCCGGAUACGAGUAAUGGCGGAUUGGAUGCUGCUUCAGUACAAGCCGAUCUCCCCACGUACCACGAAGCCGGGUUCCAGCAGUACCCAGUCGUACCUGCGCCAGACGUUCCACCACCCCGACCUGUUGCCGACAACAAUGAACCGCCCCCUCCGUCGUACGAAGACGCUGUGUCAUCAGGGAGAUAGAAAACGUCGGUUGCAAUUUUCCCCCUAACACUUUUCAUAUGUUUUCCACGUACAACAAUUUUCCACGUACAACGAUUAAAUGUGAAGUUUUGAAUUCCGUUUCUUAUAUUGCUGUUAUCGAAGAAAAUGUUCUGUAAAUAAUUUGCUUCGUUGCCGUUCGGAUUGCAAUGACAAAACGCCCCAGCAACUUCGGUGCGAGACUGUUUGUUGACUAGUAAUGUACGAUCAUAGGUCAAGGUAAGGUUAUGCAAAUGCCAUCAAACAGCGCUAGCUUCACCUUGGCUACAGCGGAAACCUAUCCCCCUCUCAUUCUCAACACUCCGGAUCCCUUCCACUGGAGCCAGCGACCCCGCUGCGACUACUCAGCGACCUAAGAGUUACCUA